AUGGACCCACGAUACGGGGCCCAGCCUCAAAUGCAUCGAACACCUUCGCCGGGUCAGCCGCACCAGCAGGGCUAUCAGCUCGACGAUAAUCCCUUCGACGAUGGCCGCUAUGGACAAUAUGGCCCUUCCCAGCAGCAUCUAGCCAUGCCCUCGGGCCCUGAUCCUCACCGAUUACCUACGCCCAGCGACCAUUUAAACCUCAAUGCUGCACAAUCCGUCGACAACUUAUCUGGCUACGGUCCCAGUACUGGCCCAAGCCCCGGUCCCGGCGACUACGCCAUGAACCCCGAAGCGCAUCACGAUGCCUACUACAACCAACCCUACGAGCCUCGGCCUACACAGUCACGAUAUGACUCGGCCUAUGACCAGGAAUACGAACAACCUUAUGAAGAAUCCGACAACAGGCCUAUGCUUCCUCAUCAACAGUCAGAGGCUCCUAGCGAGCAAUACCAAGACCAACCCCAACAGGGCGGUGGAAUCAAACGCUGGAAAACGGUCAAGCAAGUUCUCUUGUACCGUGGUAACCUUGUUUUGGAUUGUCCUGUUCCUCCCGUUCUCCUGCAGCAAAACCCCCACGGAGAGCGUGAUGAGUUCACUCAUAUGCGAUACUCGGCCGCGACUUGCGAUCCCAAUGAUUUCUAUGAUCAAGAUUUCACCCUGCGACAGAGACUCUUCACCAAGCCUCGGCACACGGAGCUGUUCAUUGUUGUGACAAUGUAUAACGAAGACGAUAUUCUGUUUGCCCGUACCAUGACUGGUGUUUUCAAGAACAUCGAGUACAUGUGUAACCGUCCCAACAGUAAGACAUGGGGUAAAGACGCCUGGAAAAAGAUCGUUGUCUGUGUCGUUAGCGAUGGUCGUUCCAAGAUCAACCCCAGAACCAAGGCCUUGUUGGCCGGUAUGGGUGUUUAUCAAGAGGGUAUCGCGAAGCAGCAGGUCAACGGAAACGAUGUUACAGCCCAUAUUUACGAGUACACCACGCAAACCCACCUUCAGAUCAAGAACGACGUUGUGCAGCUUGUCCACAGACGCCAGCCAGUUCAGAUGCUGUUUUGUUUGAAGGAAAAGAACGCCAAGAAGAUUAACUCGCAUCGAUGGUUCUUUACGGCCUUUGGCAGAGUCCUUGACCCCAACAUUUGUGUCCUUCUCGAUGCCGGUACGCGACCCGGUGGAAGCUCAAUUUACCAUCUAUGGAAGGCUUUUGAUCUUGAGCCCAUGUGCGGUGGUGCUUGUGGUGAGAUCAAGGCUAUGUUGGGUACUGGUGGAAAAUACCUCCUGAACCCUUUGGUUGCGGCCCAGAAUUUCGAGUACAAGAUGAGCAACAUUCUCGAUAAGCCUCUGGAAUCGGCUUUCGGUUUCAUCUCUGUGUUGCCUGGAGCCUUCUCGGCCUACCGCUACGUUGCUCUCCAGAACGACAAGAACGGAAAGGGACCUCUAGAAAAGUACUUCUUGGGUGAGACGCUCCAUGGAGGAAGCGAAGCCGGUCUUUUCGAAUCCAACAUGUACCUCGCUGAAGAUCGUAUUCUUUGUUUCGAACUGGUCACCAAACGCAACUGCCAUUGGAUUCUUCAAUACGUCAAGUCUGCCACCGGUGAGACUGAUGUCCCCGACACUGUGACAGAGCUGGUCCUCCAGCGACGUCGUUGGUUAAACGGUUCUUUCUUCGCUGCUAUCUACGCUAUUGUUCACUUCCUCGACUUCCUCCGCUCUGAUCACACUUUCCUGCGAAAGUUUGCUUUCUUCAUCGAAUUCAUUUUCAACACUAUCAACAUGAUCUUCGCUUGGUUCGCUAUUGGUAACUUCUUCCUGGUUUUCAAGAUUCUCACGACAAGUUUGGGAGACGAUACUUUACUGGGACGGACAGGAGAAAUCUUGGGCGUUGUCUUUACCUGGCUUUACGGCGUCUUCUUGAUUACUUGUUUUGUGUUAUCUCUGGGUAAUCGACCAGCAGGUUCUGGUAAACUCUAUUCUGCCAUGUGUUACUUCUGGGCUAUUAUCAUGGUUUAUCUGAUGUUUGCUGCAAUCUUCAUCUCGGUCAAGGCUAUCAUCGCAGACGUUAACGACGAAAACGGUUUUAACAUUUCCGACAUCUUCAAGAAUAAGGUCUUUUACAUGCUCAUCAUCUCGCUCAUGUCGACAUACGGUAUCUGGUUGAUUGCUUCCCUGAUCAUGCUGGAUCCCUGGCACAUGGUUACAUCUUUCCUCCAGUACAUGCUUCUUACUCCCACAUUCACCAACGUUCUGAACGUGUACGCUUUCUGUAACACACACGAUGUUUCUUGGGGUACCAAGGGUGACGACAAGGUUGAGAAACUUCCUUCGGUCAACACCAAGGACGGUGCUGGAAAGACGGACUUGCCUGACGAAGGCGAUUUGAACGCGCAGUACCAGCGAGAACUUAGCGUCUUCUCCCAGAAGGAGGUGGUUAUCAAGACCGAACCCACUCCCAGCCAGCUUCAGGAGAGGCAAAUGGAUUACUACAGAGGUGUCCGUACUGGUGUCGUACUCAUCUGGAUGGUCACCAACUUCGGUCUGGCAGCGCUCGUCCUGAGCUCGGCCGGCCUGGACCGAAUCAGCACCAACAAGGACAAGGAGGCAGACCAGCUGAGCCGCUCCAACAUCUACAUGUCUAUCGUGCUAUGGAGUGUGGCAGGUCUGAGCGCAUUCAAAUUCAUCGGAGCGAUGUACUUCCUCGUGGUCAGAAUGUUCAGAGGUGUUUGA
Molecule: messenger RNA, 2721 nt
Organism: Fusarium sp. VM40
Lineage: Eukaryota; Fungi; Ascomycota; Sordariomycetes; Hypocreales; Nectriaceae
Source: the annotation of a GenBank genome assembly